Messenger RNA from Clarias gariepinus (North African catfish), 2018 nucleotides. RefSeq lists its product as uncharacterized. The transcript is spliced from 3 exons. NCBI's taxonomy places the organism in Eukaryota, Metazoa, Chordata, Actinopteri, Siluriformes, Clariidae. Bases 111 to 947 code for a protein of 278 amino acids. The record is from RefSeq and is a predicted model, not a curated record.
UCAGUGUGGACUCUGAGAUUCAGAUUGAAACUGUUUCUUUUUAGCAUUGUCUCUUUAGUAAGGCUUGUGUGUUGUAAGUAGAUUGAAGCAAACGUGAUACAUGGUGAAGGAUGAAGCUUUUCGAAGGCAAGGUGAUGGCUUUCUUAAGCAUUGUCUUUUCAACUGGAGUACUAGCUGCACAACAGGAAGCUAAAAACAUCCAUCUUCUUUCUUCAGAAGAGCAAAAAUUUGUUCAAAAUGUUGGACAUAAAGGUCCUCCCAGGGACUGUCAUGAACUGUGGGAAAGUUCUGGAGGUCAGGCACGGGAUGGCGUAUACAUAAUCAAGCCCAGAGACUCGCCCAUUGUAGUUUUUUGUGCCAUGCAGGAAGGCGGCUGGACUGUGAUCCAGCACAUCACAGUCAACAGCAGUGUGGAUUUUGACCGCUCCUGGGAAGAGUACAAGCUUGGAUUUGGAAGCUUGACUGGUAACCACUGGCUGGGCAAUGAGUACAUCCACCAACUCACCAGUGGACCCAUCCGUUACAAACUGGGCAUCAAGCUGGUGGACAAAGAUGCCAUGACCAAAACAGGUGAAUAUGACCCAGCACUGGUGGAAGGAGAAGAUGCACAGUACAGGCUGCGUCUGGGCUUGUACCAUGGCACUGCUGUGGAUGCGCUCACCCUGGACCCAGAGAACUACCUCCAUGACAACCAGAAGUUUACCACCAAGGACCGUGACAACGAUAACUAUUUCCAGAACUGUGCCAAGCUGGAGUUCCAGGGAGUUGCAGGUGGGGGUUGGUGGUACGAUGCUUGUGCCGGUGCCAACCUAAACCGCCGAAACGUAAUCUACUGGCAAAAGGACUGCAACAAGGAGCACCUGUGCAAAUAUGCCUGGAUGAUGGUAAAGCCUUCAGAUAUGGUCAAAAUUGUGCAUCCUGCAGAAUGCAAAAGGGAUGAGCUCUGAGCGUAAUGCAUAGCACUCAGUGGUGGUGGUGGGGGGCUGAUUCACCAUACUCAGUGGUGGGGGGGCUGAUUUACAUAAAAUCACAAAAAAAUUUCCCUUGAUAUAUAUGAUGAAAUGUUUAGAAUGUUGGAAGGACUGAUGUUAAUAAAAGUCGUAAUAAAUUAUUUUUUAUAAUAAUUUAAUGCAAAAUAGCCUUUAGAAUGUGGGAUAUCGUGAUGAUCUUUAGGAAUGUCUUGAUAAGUUUUCUUGUAAUUAUUGUAUUUGAUAAACACUCAGGUAACUGGGAAGGAUUAGAUCCUUGAAACUCUUCAUUAAGAUCAGUUGUUUAUUCAUUUAAAUUAUUCAGUUGCUCCUUACUUCAAAAUCAAUUUUAUAAAAUUCUAAAGAGAGCAACAAAUUUACUACUAUUAUUACAACUAAUAAUAAUUAAUAAUAAUAAUAAUAAUAAGACAACUGAGUGAUAGUUUAUUACUUCACUUCUCUCUUAUAACGGUAAUAAUGCAUAUAAAUGUAUAUUACUGUGAUAACCAAUAAUUCCAAUUAUCCUUAGAAUGUUCAUAUCUUGUAUUAUAAUAUAAUAUGUAAUAUUACAUUAAAAUAGAGGCUAAAUCUUACCAAUAAAGCAUCAAAAAGGCUUUAGUUAUGAAUUUACUAAUCAAUUUAAUAUGAAAUUGCAAAAAUCCAUUGCACACAAAUAUUACCUCGAGCACAGAUGACUGAAUGAAAAUAUAGAGUACAGUAAGACUCAGAAUAUUAGAUCAGUACAUAUCUAGAUUCUACUGUAAGGGAUUAUUUGUCCCUUAAAAUGUCUGAGUUUGUGGGUCUUGUUUGUUUCUUCUUUUAUGCAUGUACAAGGCAUUUGAUGAGCAUGAACCAUCCUAAUCAAGCAUUUUACAUGUUCAAAUAAAAUUGUAAUUUGAUAUCCUUUAAAAAUAUAUAAAACAUACAAAGGUGACUGUCAAUCACAAAUCAUUUGUUAACGAGACAAUGUUUUUUUGUUAUUUUUAUUUUUAUAACAAGUGCCAAAUGGGUCAUUUUAAGCGAUGGAAUAAAAUAUCCAUGAAAACAAUA